AUGCGGUUCUGCAUUGUGCUCGCUGUCGCUCUUCCUCUCGUUCAAGGCAUUCGUAUCAUUCAAAGCAACGACGAUGGUUGGGCUGAGAUGAACCUCCGAACAUUUUUCGAUGUGCUGAGCACGGCGGGUCACCAAGUGCUACUGUCAGGACCAGCUGAGAACAAAUCAGGAGCUGGUUCCAAGGAUGAAACUCCAACCACGGUCGACUCAGAUGGUUGCGAGUACCAAUCUUGCCCCGGCGGAAGUCCUCCGACUGGAGCAAACUCUAGCGACCCACGCCUCAACUACGUCAACUCGUACCCUGUGACUUCGAUGAAGACUGGAAUCGCUGUCACUGCACCCAAGUUGUGGAACGGCGCUGCGCCAGAGCUCGCUCUUACCGGACCUAACAUCGGAGGCAAUGUCGCGAUUCAAGUGCCUUUCUCAGGAACCGUCGGCGCCGCCGUCGAGGCAGUGAAAAACUUCAAAAUUCCAGCUAUCGCUUUCUCUGGACAGACGGGAGAACGCACGGCAUGGAAUCAGGCAACGCCGCUCUCGAGCCAGAUCUAUUCGGACCUAGCGCUUAACAUAUCAAGCACUAUCAUUAACUCAGGAAAGCCCUACCUUCCUGACAAUACCUGGUUAAAUGUCAACUUCCCUGCAGUCUCGGAUACUCGGUGCAACAACGCCAAUCAGUUCAAGUACAUACUUACGCGCAUAAAUACCGGCCUUGUUAGUGAGCGGGACGCGGAUUGGUGUGGAAGCACGCGUCUGCCAUGGGAGACAGAUGUUGCAAUUGUGAGGGGUAGUAGUUGCUAUGUGGCUAUCAGCCCUGGAGACGCGAACGACAAGACCACGGCCAACGCUGCUCUCCAACAGCAAAUUAUCGCCAAGUUGAGGCCGAUUUUGUCGUGCUUACCUUGA
Molecule: messenger RNA, 903 nt
Organism: Dothidotthia symphoricarpi CBS 119687
Lineage: Eukaryota; Fungi; Ascomycota; Dothideomycetes; Pleosporales; Dothidotthiaceae
Product: sure-like protein
Exons: 2
Coding region: 1-903 (300 amino acids)
Molecular function (GO): nucleotidase activity
Source: RefSeq, a predicted model, not a curated record